This is a messenger RNA of Bemisia tabaci, 536 nucleotides long. RefSeq names its product cytochrome c oxidase subunit cyclope (gene cype). Lineage: Eukaryota; Metazoa; Arthropoda; Insecta; Hemiptera; Aleyrodidae. The record is from RefSeq and is a predicted model, not a curated record.
AAGAUCAUCGAUCCUUCCCCUCCAUGACAACAGAUGAAUGGUGAAAGUCGGGAUUUCAAUUUAGCAAGAUUGUGCAGUUUGUCAAUCGGUGAUAACAGAUCUUCGGCCACUGAAUUACUCUUGAUCGCAUUUAGUCCCGUCUUCUCCGGGUAACAAUGAGUGCCACAGCGGUAACAAAGCUUGCAAAGCCUCCCAUGCGAAAGCUGUUCUACAACGAAGCCAAAAAGCAAUUGGCUGGUGCAACCAUAUUUUCCUUUUCAGUCGUUGGUGCAUGGAAAUUCUUUGUGACAGAUCCCAAGAAGGAGAAAUUUGCAGAAUUCUAUGCAAAUUAUGACCCAGAGGCGGAAUACAAGAGGCUGAAAGCUUGUGGUGUUUACAAAUCUAUUCCCAAUGAUGAUUAAUUUGUUUGUCUCUUCAUGUAAGAUAGGUAUUAGAAUCCAACUGUCCUCAUUUCUUUCAUUUCAUACUUUUUCUGUAUAUUUAAGCUUUUCUCCGUUAAAAUAAAAAAUGUUGAUUUAAAAUAAUAUCUCAUUUAA